CAAGUGUUGGUGCGUUAAUAAAACAAAUGUUGGUGCAUAGUGUGUUGGUGCAAAACUGGGUAAAAUUGGGGUACAACCUUCUCAUCCGAGACGCCCGCCGCCGCCUCGCCUACCCCCUCGUUGCCCGCUGACGUGGCCCCCCAUCCUCUCAGCCUCAAAACGCCGUCCCACCCAACGCCACAUCGCCAUCCUCCUCAACGCGACGCCACCCCACCGUCGGCCAUCCACCGUUCACCGUCGCCUAGCAGCCUCCCCAAUCCUCAAUUUUAAGAAUUUUGUUUUAAUUUUGUUCAAUUGCUAUUUAUUGUCAAUUUGUGUGAAAUUGGAUGUGUUUGUGUCAAAUUGAUAGCAUUUUUGGUGAAUAGAGUUGUAAUUGUGUGAAGUUACUUUGAAUUUGAUUGAAAUUGACAUGAAAAGGGGUAAAUUUUAUUUUCCAUUUUUUUGUUCUGAAUUUUAUCAAGUUUUUGAAAUAGCUCAAUUUGGUUAAAAUUUUUGUUAAUUGGUGGUGUUGUUGCUGGAUAUUUGGUGCUGGUGUUGUUGAUAGUUUUUUUGUUUCUGCAGUGGUGUUGGCUUGGGUGUUGGUGUCGGCUUUCGUGUUAGUUGUUGUACUCGCGUAUCUUGUUGUGCUAACUUGUUGGUGUUGGUAUUGUCGUUGUUAUAUUUUUGUUGCAUUUAUCCUACAAUGGUGCCCGAGCAAUUUGCUGCAACAGAUUCCGACUGUAAGGUCGACUCCCAUGAUGUGCCCUGGUUGAUUCAAAAAAAGAUGAUCAAUCGAGGGAGAUGUCAGCAUUUGCACUUGCAAGGCUAGCAUAGGAUCCACACAAUCAAGUUGGUAUUGCUCAUAGUGUUGUCAUCCCACAUUUCAUAAAGCUUCUUGAUUCAAAAAAUGGGUCUCUGCAACAUAACUCUGCAUUUGCUCUUUCUGGUCUUCCAGCCAAUGAGGAUAAUGCUGCUGAUUUAAUAAAAGAUUGAGGAAUUCAAAAACUUCUGUAUGGAGAUUUCAUUGUCCAGACAGUCAUUCUUGCGUAAUGACCUGAAGAACUGUGCUGAUGUUGGAGGCGGUUUUCUUGGAUGCAGAGGGUUCCAUUCAAGUUUUCUGGGUGUACAAGAUGGCUUGUCUCUGAACAUUGAUGUGUCUGCUACAAUGACAAUUCAUCCUUGCCUUGUGGUGGAUUUCCUGAUUGCCAAUCAAGAUGCGAAGGACCGCUUUAGACUUCCAUGAUUGGACAUGUGUAAAGAGGUGUAAAGAAUCAGCGAUUUCUGCUUUGCUAAUUUCCCUUGUGUUCAACUGUUCAUUACAGCAAAUUCUAAAAUUUAGGACAAGGGACUUUUUUUUAAUGCAGUAGGUGAAAACAAUAGAUCAACCAAUGUAAGUUUCACUAAUUUUAUGUUGAUUAUGCUGUAUUCUAUAGCCUGCUCACAUGUUAUAUUCGAAAUGUCAUAUACUAUAGUUCCCUUUCUUUUUUACCAUAUGCAUAAAGGAAUACAUAAUAU
Molecule: messenger RNA, 1494 nt
Organism: Cuscuta campestris
Lineage: Eukaryota; Viridiplantae; Streptophyta; Magnoliopsida; Solanales; Convolvulaceae
Source: the annotation of a GenBank genome assembly